Molecule: messenger RNA, 3591 nt
Organism: Gymnodraco acuticeps
Lineage: Eukaryota; Metazoa; Chordata; Actinopteri; Perciformes; Bathydraconidae
Product: kinesin-like protein KIF23
Exons: 23
Coding region: 19-3039 (1006 amino acids)
Biological process (GO): microtubule-based movement
Cellular component (GO): microtubule; kinesin complex; nucleus
Molecular function (GO): ATP binding; microtubule motor activity; ATP hydrolysis activity
Source: RefSeq, a predicted model, not a curated record
UGUGAUUGGUUAAAAUAUAUGACACUCAGGAAAACGUGUCACAGAGGGAAUUUCAAAUCGAGAAGAGGCGGUCUGUGUUCAGUGGAGAGGAGUUUAACAACACAAACAAUGCAGAGACCAAACAAAGGGAAGACUCCUCGGAGGCCUGGCCCUAAAAAGGCAGCCAACAUAGAUAAAGAUCCUGUUGGAGUAUACUGCCGUAUUCGGCCACUCGGAGCAGAAGAUGAGGAAUGCUGUCUUGAGAUGAUCAGCAGCUCCACUAUUCAGCUGCAUGCUCCUGACGGCCUUAAAGCCAACCGCAACGGGGAAUACAAAGAGACACAGUACUCAUUUAAAAAAGCAUUUGGUAUUAAUACCAAUCAACUGGAGUUGUUUGAGGAUGUUGCCAAGCCUCUGAUAGAGGACCUUAUUCAUUGUAAAAAUGGUCUGCUGUUUACGUAUGGUGUUACUGGAAGUGGUAAGACCUUCACCAUGACCGGAUCACCUGGGGAAGGUGGGCUGCUCCCCCGCUCUCUAGACAUGCUCUUCAACAGCAUCGGCCCCUUUCAGGCCAAAAGAUUUGUUUUUAAACCAGAUGACAAAAAUGGGAUGGAGAUCCAGGGUCAAGUAGAUGCUCUCCUGGAGAGACAGAAACGAGAGAGUCAGCCCACUGUUCCCAAAACGCCAUCCUCCAGGCAGAAGGCUGACCCAGAGUUGGCUGAUAUGAUCAACUCAGAAGAAGCGUGUAAAUCUGAGAAUGUGGAUGAAGACUGCUGUUACAGCGUUUUUGUGUCCUACAUCGAGAUCUACAACAACUAUAUCUAUGAUCUCCUCGAAGAUGCUCCGUUUGACCCAAUCAGACCAAAAGCACCUCAAUCCAAGAUUCUCCGCGAGGACCAGAAUCACAACAUGUAUGUGGCUGGCUGCACAGAGGUCGAGGUCAAAUCCACAGAAGAGGCUUUUGAAGUAUUUUGGAAGGGACAAAAGAAGAGGAGGAUAGCCAACACUGAACUCAACCGUGAAUCCAGUCGCUCCCACAGUGUGUUCACAGUGAAGCUGGCCCAGGCUCCACUCGAUGCUGACGGAGAUCACAUACUACAGGACAAAAACCAGGUGAAUGUGAGCCAGCUGUGCCUGGUGGACCUGGCAGGCAGUGAGCGGACCAGCAGAACCAGAGCAGAGGGAAGCCGUCUGCGAGAAGCAGGUAAUAUCAACCAGUCUCUGAUGACCCUGCGCACGUGUAUGGAAGUUCUGCGUGAAAAUCAGAUGUGUGGAACUAACAAGAUGGUGCCAUACAGGGACUCUAAAGUUACACAUCUGUUUAAAAACUACUUUGAUGGCGAAGGAAAAGUGAGGAUGAUUGUGUGUGUAAACCCAAAGGCUGAUGACUACGACGAAACUAUGCUGGUGAUGCGCUUUGCCGAGAUGACCCAGGAGGUGGAGGUGGCGCGGCCCGUUGACCGGCCAAUCUGCGGCCUUACUGCAGGGCGCAGACACAGAAACCGGGUCUUCAGAGAUGAGAUGACACGUCGCAUGGAUGAGAGAGGAGGUUCAGGUAGUUCAGUAGAUGACACGGCUCUGCUGGAUCAGAUGAUGGAAAGCCUCCCAGCCUUGCCUCGCUGUGAGCUGCUGGACCCGGCCGAUGAUCAGACGCUGCCCCGCCUGAUGGAAGUCCUGGAGAGGAGACAUCGUGUCCGUCAGAUGAUGACGGAGCAGUUCAACAAAUCUGCCACUACACUGAAGUCCAUGCUUCAGCAGUUUGACAGUCAGAUCAAUUCAAAGGAGACGUUCCUCCACGACCAACGAAGCAAACUGAGCGAGAAAGAAAAAGUCAUCAACAGUCAAAAGUCUGAGCUGGAACGAUUAGAGAAAAAAUCCAAAACACUGGAAUACAAGAUCGAUAUCCUGCAGAAGACAACCAACAUGUAUGAGCAGGACAAGCGCUCCCUUCAGCAGGAGCUGGAGACACGGGAGCAGCGGCUGCACAGAGAGCUGACGGAGAAGAAGCGCAUGGAGCAGCGCAUGCAGGGCAUGGUCACAGACACCAAGCACAAGUGGGAGAAGGAGUGUGAGAGGCGAGUGAACGCCAAGCAGCUGGAGAUGCAGAACAAGUUGUGGGUGAAGGAUGAGAAGUUGAAGCAGCUGAAGGCGAUCGUGACGGAGAGCAGCGGCAGUGGGUUUCCAUCUGAGCGCCCAGAGAAGCCUGAGCGGCCAUCGAGGGAGAGAGAUCACACGAGGUCCGCCUCGCCAUCCCCCCUUCAAGACUUCAACCAAACUCCGUCCCACCAAAAUAGAGCCAUUGUUAGGGCAGCUCAGGACCCUCACUCUACCUCCUCCUUUUCCUCCACCACCACCACCACCUUCUCCUCCUCCACCUGCUCCUCCUCCUCCUCAGUCUAUCCCUCAGUAGCCUCCUGCAUCACAGAUUGGGAGCACAAGUUCCCCGUAGACUCAAGCAGCAAAACUAGGCAGCUUGGGACUCCCCAGUGCAGCAGCCGGACCCCCGGCCCAUACCAAGGUGCCAGCAGCGUGGGUCGCAGGAGGGGCCAGCGCUGGGCCGCAGACACUGAGGCCCCCGCCCCGACCGUGUAUGGGCUCGACCUAGAGGCAGGCACCAGGACGGCCCCUCCAGUUCGUCCCACACACAGGCGCUCACACUCUGCGGGUGGGGAGAAAUGGGUAGACCACAAACCUGCUUCUAAUUUGGACCUAGACACUGUCAUGCAGCCAAUCAUACCCAAUUCAAUCAAGGUGUCGACCCCCAACGAGAAAGCUCUGUCUAAAUGCCAAAAGUAUGUGCUUAGACAUCAAGAGCUUGCCUCAGACGGGGAGAUUGAGACUAAAUUGAUCAAGGGCAAUGUUUUUAAGACCAGAGGAGGCGGACAGGCUGUGCAGUUCACUGACAUUGAGACACUAAGACAAGAGUGCGCAAUGGCAUCAAGUCGCAAGAGGCACUCGGGGUCUGGAGAUGGAGCAGCUCAUAUGGAGGACAUAGAAAACAGGGCUCCAGUGCCCAGCACAAGUUCAAACCUUGGGUAUCAAAAACGCAGAAAGCCUUGAGCUGCUGUAAAUAUGAAGGAUUUUGCCUGACGGUGGGAACAGUGAAUGGACCUGCAUGUGGAAACUAUGCAUCUUUUUGAGUCACCACAUUUUUCUAUUAUGACUGCUUUUUAGUACACAUUUUUUGAGUGCUAUUUAUUUAAUCAAUUGCUGGAUUCGUUUGGUUUUUGAAUGUAGAAUUAUUACUUCUUAAAGAUAUGGAUACAAAAUAUGGCUCAAAAUUAGUAUUUGGUGAUACAUUAAAUAGUUAAUUUUGUAAUCCUUCACUGCUUUUGUACCUCUACCCAAAGACUAGAUUAUUUGAGCUUUAGAAAACGAUCUUUUUUAAAUGUACUGCAAGGGUUCUUCAUUUAUAGGAUAUUGCAUUGAUCAUAUCGCCGAUUACAAAACAAGUAUAGAACAGAGUUUUUUUUGUUUAGAUGAGAUGUUAAGUAACUUUGGCUGAAAUCAAUCUCUGAAUAACUGUAAAUAAGUAUUAUGACAUAUUUUACUUCUGUGAAACAGUGUAUCACAGCAACAUGUUUGCUGGAAUAAAAUGCAUUGAAACACUAA